Molecule: messenger RNA, 2316 nt
Organism: Clonostachys rhizophaga
Lineage: Eukaryota; Fungi; Ascomycota; Sordariomycetes; Hypocreales; Bionectriaceae
Source: the annotation of a GenBank genome assembly
AUGACUGGACGUCCUGACCACCAGCGGUCGAGUUCUUACAACGGAGACUAUCGUCCAAGCCAACCCAGUGGCCUCCGUCAGUCUCACCGCGUGCCUAGCAUUAGCAACCAACUUUCCGAGGGUGCUGCGUCUGCCCAGGCUAGCGAGUCGACUCCGUUGAUCCAGGGCCAGAUCAUUGAACCUUCCCACCGUCGACCAAGCAUCCACCCUGCCCACGAAGGACUCUGCACUCACGGAACCUUCAGCCCAAGGGCUGAGAGUCCAACCGAGGCCUUCUUCGGAAAUUGGGAUGAUGAGGGACCGACAUCCGACCCCAAUAACAAAAACUCGGAUUCAGACUCGUCUCUGCCCAAUUUCACCCCAUCCGACGAUUGGCACAGAUGGCUGAGGAGGCGGAUCAAGACGAGGAAGAUGGGCCAGAGUAGUGAGCUGGCUCAGCAAGCUGGGAUUCGAGAUACCCCUCUCAUGUAUCUGUCCUACUAUGUCCCUUUCUUAACAUGGAUUCAGCAAUACAACUGGUCGUUUUUGAAAGGCGACCUCGUCUCCGCAUUGACCAUGGCGUCUUUCUAUUUGCCCAUGGCACUCUCCUACGCCUCCAACCUAGCUCAUGUUCCUCCCAUCCACGGUCUCUACGCCUUCGUGUUCAAUCCCUUCAUAUACGCCGUCUUCGGUUCCUGUCCACAGAUGGUUGUUGGGCCUGAAGCCGCCGGGUCACUGCUAGUAGGCGCCGCAGUAAAGCAGAAUCUUUCAGAUGGUGGGGAGGACGAUGACGUCCUUCACGCCCAGAUUUGCGGCGUAAUCACCGGACUGGCAGGCGCCAUGGUCCUGAUUGCUGGGCUGGUGAGGCUUGGCUUUUUGGAUAGUGUGCUUAGCCGUCCCUUUCUCCGCGGCUUCAUCAGCGCCAUCGGUUUUGUCAUCGCUGUAGACCAACUCAUUCCUGAGCUUGGACUCUCCGACCUCACUGCCGGGACAGGUGUUAGCCACGGGAGCAGUGUGGACAAAAUCAGAUUCAUUGUCGGCCAUGUAGACAAGACUCAUAUGCCUACAUUUGCUGUGGCCGCCACAAGCUUCAUCAUCAUCAUGGUCUGCCGCGAAGGCAAGAAGUAUCUUCAGCCCCGUUAUCCUUCUGUCGUGUUCUUCCCUGACCGGUUUAUCGUUGUCGUUGUGUCUGCGGUGCUCUGUUGGAGAUAUCAAUGGCAUGAUCAUGGGGUUGAAAUUCUCGGUGAAAUCAAGACUGCCAGCGGAGGCUUGUUUGCUUUCCAGUGGCCAUUCCAGCCAGCGCUAAUGGGCCAUAUUCGCGCAGGAAUGACCAACUCUUUUCUCAUUGCUCUCCUCGGCUUCUUCGAAUCUUCCGUGGCUGCCAAGAGCUUGGGUGGAAGCAAAACUAUUCAAGGCAUGCAGCUCAGUGCGAAUCGUGAACUGAUUGCUCUCGGAGUUGCCAACUUUGUGGGCGGAUGCUUUUCCAGCAUUCCGGCAUUUGGAGGUUACGGCAGGAGCAAGGUGAACCAACAGACUGGCGGCAAGAGCCCGAUGAGCUCCGUGUUCCUCAGUAUCAUCACGCUUUUAUGCAUCUUGUUCUUGCUACCUUACUUCUAUUAUCUUCCUAAACCUGUCCUUUCUGCUAUGAUUUCGGUUGUGGCAUUCUCUCUCGUAGAAGAAGCGCCACACGAUAUUGCCUUCUUCGUCCGCAUUCGUGGGUGGGCAGAACUAGGGUUGAUGGCUAUGAUCUUCCUUGCCACAAUAUUCUAUUCGUUGACAUUCGGUAUGGCUCUCGGAGUCGGUGUGUCGCUUCUCAUGGUGAUCAGACACAGCACGCGUCCCAGGAUACAGAUCUUGGGCCGCAUUCCCGGGACCCAUCGCUUUGAAAACGCCGAGUCGGCAAACGCAAACGUGGAGUUUGUCGAAGGCUCCCUGAUUGUCAAGAUCCCCGAGCCACUGACGUUUGCCAAUACUGGCGAACUGAAGGCACGAUUACGGAGGCUGGAGAUGUAUGGGACUUCUUCGGCGCACCCAGCCCUCCCCGCCUUACGCAACACGGACGCAAACAGGAACAUCAUCUUUGACAUCCAUGGUGUGACGUCGAUCGACGGCUCUGGGACUCAGGUUCUAACCGAGAUCGUCUCCGACUACAGGGCACGAGGCGUGCGAGUAUUCUUCUCGAGAGGGCCAGCACCUGGAGGGAACAGCCCGGUGUGGAGGCUAAUGGAAAACAGCGGGAUUGUCGAGAUGUGUGGCGGCCCGAGCCACUUUGUCAACGACGUGGAGGAGGCCCUGAGGCGGACAGAGUAUGAAGAGAGCAUCUUAACGACUGAGUAG